Conger conger (European conger) is the source of this 636-nucleotide messenger RNA. RefSeq names its product beta-crystallin B1-like. Gene Ontology annotation, molecular function: structural constituent of eye lens. Gene Ontology annotation, biological process: visual perception; lens development in camera-type eye. NCBI's taxonomy places the organism in Eukaryota, Metazoa, Chordata, Actinopteri, Anguilliformes, Congridae. The transcript is spliced from 5 exons. Bases 1 to 636 code for a protein of 211 amino acids. The record is from RefSeq and is a predicted model, not a curated record.
AUGUCUCUGUCCGCCACUCAGGGCAGCAUCGGCAGUCGUUCGACUAAAGUCCCCGUGCGCACGUACAAGAUCUGCCUGUUUCGGAAGGAGAGCUUCCAGGGCACUCAUCUGGAGCUCAAGGGGGAAUGCCGGAAUGUGUGUGAGAAGGGCCUGGAGAGGGUCGGAUCCCUGAGUGUAGCAGCCGGACCAUGGGUGGGGUUCGAGCAGCACAACCUGAUGGGCGAGAUGUUCAUUUUGGAGAAGGGGGAGUUUCCGCGCUGGGACUCCUGGUCCAACAGCAGCCGCUCAGACCAGCUCAGGUCCCUGAGACCUGUGCGUGUGGACAGCCUGGAGCCGAAUAUCUGCCUGUUUGAGGGGGUGGGCUUCCAGGGCCGUAAGAUGGAGGUGUGUGAUGAGGACAUCCCCAGUCUGUGGUCCUACGACUUCCAGGACCGUGUGUGCAGCAUACAGGUCACCGGGGGAACGUGGGUGGGGUACCAGUAUCCGGGGUACCGGGGCAGUCAGUUCCUGUUUGAGAACGGCGCCUACAAGCACUGGAACAGCUGGGGAGCCGCGCACCCCCAAAUUCAGUCCCUGAGGCGCGUUCGGGACCUGCUGACACACCAGCGGGACGGGCUGGAGGCACAGGCUGUGUAG